Molecule: messenger RNA, 2187 nt
Organism: Tetrahymena thermophila SB210
Lineage: Eukaryota; Ciliophora; Oligohymenophorea; Hymenostomatida; Tetrahymenidae
Product: Vps53-like, amine-terminal protein
Exons: 4
Biological process (GO): retrograde transport, endosome to Golgi
Cellular component (GO): GARP complex
Source: RefSeq, a predicted model, not a curated record
AUGAAUUAGCAAAGAGAGCUAUCAAGUUAUGAAUUGAGAGAAAUCUUUGAUAGAGAUAAUUUUGAUCCAAUUUAGUAUAUCAAUAAUAGAUUUCCUGAUGAAAAUUCUUUAUGUCAUUUAGAUAAUGAAAUUGCUAUGCUCAAAGAAGAAUUAUAAGCAAUGAAUGAAGAUUUAGUGCAAUCAAUUCAUAAUCAUGCACUUACAAAUACGUAAUUGCAAAAUGAAAUAAAAGUAGCCCAUGAAACUACAAAAGAUGUAAUUUAGCAAAUUUAAAUUAUCAAAGAGAAGGCAGAGAAAUCAGAAGAAUUAGUGUUUGAUAUGUGUAAGGACAUUAAAUCUCUUGACACUGCUAAGAAGAAUUUAACAUUUUCUAUUACAGCAUUAAAGAAAUUUAUUAUGAUGUUAAAUGCUGUUGAUAAAUUGCGUAAUUCCUGUAUCGAUAAAAAUUAUAAGGAAGUAGCUAAUCUUAUCUCUGCAUUCAAUGAACUGUCUACCUACAUAUAAAAAUACCAAAAUAUUCCAUAAAUUCAAGAACUUUACAAGGAAUACGAUGAAAUAGCUUAUGAAUUGAAAUAGUAACUUAAAGAAGAUUUUGAAGCUUUCAACAAUUAAAGUACUACUUUAACAGCAUAAGCCAUGAAUGAGGCUUGCAUGGUAGUUGAAAAUUUAGGAUUAAAUUUUUAUAAGGAAGUUAUUGAUUUUGUUUGCAAACUUUGUUUGAAUUCAUACGUAUCAGCUUUUUCUAAACCUGAAAAUUAAACUCUAGAUUAACAUGAAAGAAGAUUUGCUUGGCUCACAAGAAAUAUAAUGGAAUUUGAUAAGAAGUGGGAAGGAGUUUUUCCUGAAUAUUGGACAAUUUCUUGCAAAUUAAUACAUGAAUUUUGCAGCUAGACCUUUGUAGGUUGUGUUGAUGCUUUACAAAAAUAUGCCAGGAACACUGAUGUUAAAAUUUUCAUGUUAGCACUUUCAUCAACAGUUGCUUUUGAAUAAAAGAUUUCAAAAGACAUGGAAAGAAAGUAUAGAAAAUAUAUUAAUGAAAUUAAUUCAUUGUAAGAUGCUCAAAACUAAGAAUCUAACAGCAUUGCUGAGCUACUAAAGACUAAAAAGGAUUUCGUUUAAACAAGACUCCCUAAUUUCAAAGGAGUGAUUUCCAAAGCUUUUGAAUAAUAUUUAUAACCUUAUUCUGAUAUCAAGAAAUAAGACAUAACUUCAUGUAUUAAUAAAGCCAUUUAUGACGAUUCAAUUGAAGAAAAUUUGAAAGUAUUUAAAUCAUAUCUAGAUUUGUAAGGCUUUAUCAAUUCAUUUAUAAAAGAAGCAGAGAGUUAUGGUAUGAACUAACUCAUAAUUGAAAUGUCAAGGGUUGUUAAGCAUGGUCUUAGAUUUUAUGCAGAAAGAUUAACUUAAAGAAUGGAACAAGAAUACAACAACACAAUUAAAUCAAGAGAUCAUGAAUAGUUUUAAAUAUUUGUUGGAUGCACUAUAAAUACAUCUGAAUGCUGGAAAGAAAAUAUAAUAGGAUUGGAAGAUACUAUUAAGAGUAAAUUAGAUGUAGCAUACCAUGAUAAUUUAGACAUUCAAAAUGAAAGUAACAUCUUUUCAGACGUUAUAAAUAGAGGUAUUGAGUUUUACCUUUAGUAUAUCGAAUGGGGCACUGAUAGCAACUUUAAUAGCCUUACAAAGUUAAAUUGGUAACAAAUGUAAGCUAUAGAUAAUGCUUGCGAUUCGAAUGAUUGUAUUAAGGAGAUUAAGAAUUUCAUUUUACACCAUAUAAAUACUAUUAGAACAUAAUUUUCAGAAGUCUACCUCUUCUUUUAUCUCAAGAAACUUGCAUUACAAAUUAAUUAAAAGUUCCUAAACACUGUUUAUAAACUGAAAUCCCUUGGAGAAGGUGCUGUUCAAUAAUUGAUGGUUGAUGCAACUGAGCUAGAAACAAGUCUUAUUGAUUUAGCAAAGAGUGAAGAAUAGUAAUCAAAAACAAUAUAAAAUUAUGUGACCAAUGUAAAGAAAUCAUUUAACAAAACAAAAAAUAUUCUUAAGCUUCUUAAUAUGGGUAAUCAAGAAUUUAUUGAUAACUUCACUAAUUUCUUUGAAGAUGCAACAGUCAUCGAUCUUGAAAAACUAUUGAUUGUUAAAGGUAUCAAAAAGACAGAAGUACCUUAGCUAUUCAAAGUUGUUGGAAAUAAAUGA